Aphanomyces astaci is the source of this 612-nucleotide messenger RNA. RefSeq lists its product as hypothetical. NCBI's taxonomy places the organism in Eukaryota, Oomycota, Saprolegniomycetes, Saprolegniales, Verrucalvaceae. The record is from RefSeq and is a predicted model, not a curated record. The transcript is spliced from 6 exons. Bases 16 to 483 code for a protein of 155 amino acids. Gene Ontology annotation, biological process: vacuolar protein processing. Gene Ontology annotation, cellular component: intracellular membrane-bounded organelle.
CAGCCGCAACGCGUCAUGGCAGGCCAGUCGGCGAAGAAGGCACAAAAGGCUGGGUCCGAACUCAGCGCCAGGCUGAACCAAUCCAUCUUGGCCGUGAACGUGGUGUAUCUACUGUACCGUGUUCUGUGGCACUUUGCCACGUUCUCUACCUGGCAUGCUACGGGGUACGCUCUCAUAUUGACCGCAACAUACGCUAGCUACACCAUGGCCGUGGGUUCUGCCCUGGAAGGCACGAACAACGAGUAUGCCAUGGAUGUGCUGCUCGUGACGCUGGUGGUUCAAAUUGGCACGAUCGUGUCCGACUACUUUUGGUACUUGUACCUGGUGGUGCCGGGGUAUGUGUUCUACUACGUGGGCAAGAAGGCGAUUGGAUUCUUCUUUCCCCAAGGAGCUUCGUCCGAGGACAAGACUGGCGGCGACGCAGCCGUGUCCAAGCGCAUGCAAAAGUUGGAAAAGCGCGGAGUCCGCCAGCGUGCGCCAUAAACCACGGACAAUACGACCACCCCAUAGACUGUUUUGUUUUUGGUGGCUAAGGCGAUAUCUGUGUUCAAUUUUUACUUGAAACUAAGGAUGAAGUGAAUAAAUACUCCCCGGACUUCUUGUCCACACUAC